AUGGAGGCGUAUCCGCCAGAUCGAUUCAGCACGACCCAGUCCAUCGUGCGGACUGGUGAGCCCAAGUCAGGUCAAACCAUUGUCAUACUGCGAUUCGGAGGUCAGCUACUUAAGCCCCUGUUUGAUCUUUCUGUUGGCCUGUUACGCAUCGGAAAGCAAUGGGAAGUGCAGUAUAAGAAGCACCCGUACAUCGACACUCAGCUCAAAGAAGUAUAUCUAAAGAACCCGCAACUUGGGGUUGAGUCUGGAACAGAAGUAUGCGACAAAUCUGGAGACGCAGGGCUUCUGACCAUCCAUACGACGGAACAAAACCAACGUGGCAGACGGUUCGUACAAUUGGAGGUCUUCUUUACGCAGCAGCCAAAUCCCGCCACUUUGACAAAUGGGACCGGGUACGCGAUCGUGAACGCGGAAGCUGCCAUUACAAAAGCGAGCUUUGUGACAGAUAUUGCCGAACUGGUCGCAUCAGCAACACGCAAAUGCUGCUAUCAGGAUACCCUAUGCCGAAUAAUUUCCAAUCCUUCACAGUCCCCAGACGGAGUCAGAACAAGACCAGCGGAACGAGGUCGGGAUUUUGCAGCAAAUUUGACCUUGGAUGUCAUCAACCAUGACAAACCAUACGCAGAUAUGGUUCGCGCUAUACAUGAGAAGGAUCUAUCCAAGAUCAAAUCCUUGGCCGCUGAGAAUAAAGCUCUGAUUGAGUGUCAGGCGGAAGAAUUCGACGACUUUCGACCUAUUCACUGGGCCGCUGCUCAGUGGACUUCUCAAGAUAAAUUCCGGAUCAUCAAAAAGCUGAUCAACCUGAAGGCAGACGUCAGAAGUCGGACCAGAGGCGGAUGGAUGGCUAUACAUCUAGCCAUCUUGACCGAGAACUUUCCAGUUGUGCUCUAUCUUUUGGAAAAGUCUAGACGGUCGCGUGGCGAGUGGGACUUAACAACUGUAACAGGGGAAACCCUCUCGCACUUGCUUGCCGCGUAUGCACAAGACCUGUCGUGGGGCGAUAAACAUUGGAUGUCGAAUACCUCCAAGGGCAAGGUCAUAGACGCCUUGGUCAUCAAGCGCAUGGCAGAAACUCGGGUGAAUUCCCGUGGUGAGCUGCCUAUCCACAGGGCUGUUGCCAAUGGGAAAACUGCUGCGUUAGAAAUUGGCAAGCUACUGGAGACUGCUGAUAUCAAUGCCGCAGACAAUGCUGGUCGCACCGUGCUAUUUCAUGCGGCUUGUGGUGGAAGCAGGCAGAUCAUUGAGAGGAUAACCAAUAUGGGAGCUUCACUUGAGACGGCCGACUCUCACGGUCGGACUCCGGCGCAUGCUGCUGUCAUGGCUGGCCAGCCUGACGCUCUCGGUAUACUGCUAGACUUGAACGCCGACCCAGACGCGACGACUACUGCUAUCGGACUAACUCCUCUUCAUUUCGCAUGUCUUUAUGGAUUCUCGGACUGUGUUGCAAAGCUACUAAAUGGUCCGAAACCUGCCGCGUUGAAUUCUUGGUCAACGGAUGGUGCAUAUUUCCAGCCUAUACACCUCGCCGUCGCAAAUCAACAUGCAAGUUGUAUCGAAGAGCUUUUCAAGGCUAGCUGUAGCAUCGACGGCAGUUGUAACAGCUAUUUGAAACUAAAGGAAGCACAGAACGAAUGUUUAGAGGAGGCCGAAGUGGUAUUUCUCCCCAAGCUUAUGGCACCGCUCGAGCUUGCCAUGUUUUUGGGAAACAAUGAAAUAGCUUCCUUGUUGUCGGCAUUAUCCAAAGAUACCGUACACGUGCGGCCGUUUUAUUAG
Messenger RNA from Colletotrichum aenigma, 1773 nucleotides. Its product is annotated as Serine/threonine-protein phosphatase 6 regulatory ankyrin repeat subunit C. The transcript has a single exon. Lineage: Eukaryota; Fungi; Ascomycota; Sordariomycetes; Glomerellales; Glomerellaceae. The record is from RefSeq and is a predicted model, not a curated record. Gene Ontology annotation, molecular function: protein binding. The coding region runs from base 1 to 1773 and encodes 590 amino acids.